This is a messenger RNA of Melospiza melodia melodia, 513 nucleotides long. RefSeq names its product cilia and flagella associated protein 90 (gene CFAP90). The record is from RefSeq and is a predicted model, not a curated record. Lineage: Eukaryota; Metazoa; Chordata; Aves; Passeriformes; Passerellidae. The coding region runs from base 1 to 417 and encodes 138 amino acids. The transcript is spliced from 3 exons.
AUGGCCGCCAGCGGGACGCGCUUGGCGCAGGAGGCGCUCGGCAACGCGCCGGGGAGGAGGCGGCCUGCCCUCGCUUCCUUCUCCGCCUUCAGCUUCGUCCCGCCCAAACGGGAAGGGCCUCCGGAGCUCAGCUAUUUCAACCGGCCGCACAAGACAGGAGAUUUUUUCACCUAUGAUGCUGCUUUUGGAAUGCCAGACGAUUACGACCAAUAUCUUCCACGAUGUGACAGAAAACAUGCAAAGGCUCGUGGCCUUAAAAUUAAUGAGGAGGAAAUGGCAAGAACUGUUCCUGUGCUGACAUCUUCAGAGUAUGGGAAGCGCAUAGAUAAGCUCUUAGACCCACCAACCAGAGAGCAUGCCAGGGUUCAUAGCCUGCACGCAGCAAUCUAUGGGGAAAGCAGCCGCCUCGCUCAUUAAAAACCUUCUCCAGGCCUGGAUCCAUGGGAAAUCUCUCGUGUCUGUCAUCACCAGCAACAUUUAUUUGGGAAAAAAAUAAACCAGCACUUUGAAAAG